AUGCGUUUCGCCGCCAUUGUUUCGUUCUUGCUGCCACUUGUGGCGGCAAAGCCUGCUCAGAAGGGCAAGACCUUUAGCAACGUUGAGAUCUUUGAUCCUCCUUCCAACUACAACGACCCUCAGGUCCUCUACGCUCGCCCUCUUGAGCUUUCAGAUGGUACGCUUCUGGCUACUUGGGAGAACUACUCUCCCGAGCCUCCUCAUGUUUGGUUCCCCAUUGUCAGGAGCAAAGAUGGCGGAAAGACUUGGAAACCUUUCUCCAAAGUCCAGGAUACUCAGAACAACUGGGGUCUGCGAUAUCAACCCCAGCUCUAUGAGCUCCCCCGGCGAUUCGGAAAGUAUCCCAAGGGUACAGUUCUUAUCUCGGGCAGCAGUAUCCCCACUGAUUUGAGUGAAACUCUUAUCGAGGUCUAUGCUAGUCUUGAUAAGGGUGAAACUUGGGAGUUCGUCAGCCAUGUUGCUCUUGGUGGCGAGGCCAAACCCGAGCAUGGGCUUACCCCAGUUUGGGAACCUUUCCUGAUGACAUACAAGGAGAAGCUCAUUCUGUACUAUUCUGAUCAGCGCGAUAACGCUACCCACUCCCAAAAGCUUGUUCACCAGACCACCACUGAUCUCAAGAAAUGGAGCUCUGUUAUUGAGGACACCAAGUACGAUGACUACUACGCUCGCCCUGGUAUGCCCACUGUCGCCAAGCUCCCCAACAACGAGUACAUUUACACCUACGAGUAUGGUGGCGGCCCCAACCCUCCCGCCGGCAGCACCUACUGGUUCCCCGUCUUCUACCGCCUCUCCAAGGACCCCCAGAAGUUCCUCAACAAGCCCGGUCAGCAGAUCAUCUCUACCGACGGUGCUCGUCCCGCUGGUUCUCCCUACGUUGUUUGGACUCCUUAUGGUGGAAAGAACGGUACCAUUGUCGUUAGCUGCGGCACCAUGUCUGAGAUCUUCACCAACCAGGCUCUUGGUGAUGCGUCCGCUUGGAAGAAGUGGAGCGUUCCUCAGCCUACAGCAUACACUCGUGCUCUUUUGACCUUUAAAAAGGAUCCUGAUCUGCUUAUGAUUAUGGGCGCAGGUAUUCUUCCUCCUGCUGGUGGAAACAACACCGUCAGUGCUAGUGUUGUUAGACUUUCUGAAAUCAUGAAGGCUUAG
Messenger RNA from Fusarium proliferatum ET1, 1146 nucleotides. RefSeq lists its product as uncharacterized. Lineage: Eukaryota; Fungi; Ascomycota; Sordariomycetes; Hypocreales; Nectriaceae. The record is from RefSeq and is a predicted model, not a curated record. The transcript is spliced from 2 exons. The coding region runs from base 1 to 1146 and encodes 381 amino acids.